Messenger RNA from Bombyx mori (domestic silkworm), 7013 nucleotides. RefSeq names its product G-protein-signaling modulator 2 (gene pins). Gene Ontology annotation, cellular component: cell cortex. The record is from RefSeq and is a predicted model, not a curated record. NCBI's taxonomy places the organism in Eukaryota, Metazoa, Arthropoda, Insecta, Lepidoptera, Bombycidae. The coding region runs from base 194 to 2089 and encodes 631 amino acids. The transcript has 10 exons. Gene Ontology annotation, molecular function: GDP-dissociation inhibitor activity; G-protein alpha-subunit binding; identical protein binding. Gene Ontology annotation, biological process: establishment of mitotic spindle orientation.
AGUACUUUUGUUUUGUAGCCCGGUAUCCCCGGCCCCCGCAUAAAUAACAAAACCGUUGUCAACUUCUACGCGAUGUAUACGCCCCGCUUGAUAAAAUACUAAGAAAUCGUCUAAAGUUUUCAGCAUGAGAAAGAACUUUAAAAUAUUGCAUUAAUAUUUUUAUUUGUGUUAUUUUGUGCUAGAAAUCUACAAUAUGUCAGUAAGUGCAAGUGCAGAAAACCUUUCGACGGAUGCACAGAGUUGUGAUGGAGGAUCCAUGUGUCUCGAGCUCGCUCUCGAAGGUGAGAGGCUCUGCAAGGCUGGCGACUGCAAAGCAGGAGUAGCCUUCUUCCAAGCGGCGAUACAGGCGGGAACAGAUGACCUACGCACCCUGAGCGCAAUAUACAGCCAAAUGGGCAACGCUUAUUUUUACCUUGGUGAAUACCAUAAAGCAGUGCAGUACCACCGACACGAUCUAACUUUAGCAAGAACCAUGAAUGAUAAGCUGGGCGAAGCCAAAGCUUCAGGUAAUCUAGGCAACACCCUUAAAGUAAUAGGAAAGUUCAAUGAGGCCAUACAGUGCUGCCUCCGACACCUGGAGAUAUCUCGCUCCCUGGGCGACAGAAAUAGCGAGGGUAGAGCUCUGUACAACCUGGCCAACGUAUACCAUGCCCAAGGUAAACAUCUGGGAAAGGUCGGACAAAACGAUCCGGGACAUUUUCCCCAAGAGGUGCGCGAAUGCCUUUUACAAGCAGUCAACUAUUAUGAACAAAAUUUGGUACUCAUGCGUGAGCUGAACGAUCGCCUAGCCAUCGGUCGGGCUUGCGGCAACCUUGGAAACACUUACUACCUGCUUGGUGAAUUUAAUGUAGCUGUUCAGUACCACACGGAGCGACUGGAAAUGGCCAAGGAAUGUAAAGACAAGGCAGCCGAAAGACGCGCCCACAGCAAUCUUGGAAACUCACACAUUUUCCUCGGGCAGUUUGAGAACGCGGCCGAUCAUUACAAACAGACUUUGGCGAUUGCCGAAGAAUUAAAAGACGAAGCGGUGGUCGCACAAGCCUGCUACUCCUUAGGGAAUACGUACACGUUACUCCGGGAGUAUAGAAUUGCGGAAGAGUACCAUGCUAGGCACCUGGAGGCGGCCAGGAAGCUUCAGGAUCGAGUUGGCGAAGGCAGGGCCUGUUGGUCUCUGGGCAACGCCCACGCGGCUCUCGGCAACCACGAGAAAGCAUUGUAUUAUGCCAUUGAACAUUAUACCAUAUCGAAAGAGAUCUGUGAUGUGCUGGGGAUGGCCACGGCACAGAUGAACAUCAACGACCUCCGCAAGGUGCUCGGGCUCCCGCCGCUCGCCGAGACCGCCGCAGCUCAGCCCGCCCCGCCAGACCAAGCCGGCUCCAGCCAGACGCCCUUCAACGCCCUUCGUGUGAGGAGGCAGAGCAUGGAACAGCUGUCCCUGAUACAAUUGACACCCGACGGUAAGAAGGACCCCGAGGACGCCCAGAAGAAAGCCGUGCUGAUGCGUUCGGAAUCCGAAGACAGCCCCAUGGAGUCCUUCCUCGAUCUGCUAUCCAAAUACCAAUCCGAGAGGAUGGAUGAGCAGCGAGCCACCCUCGUGGAGACCAAAGAAAUCCAAGAGACUCCCAAACCAACUGAGAAGCCGAAGCCCAGCUCCAGCAAACUGUUCCGCUCUUCCAGCAGCGGCAGCAAGCAGUACGAUUCGAACGAGGCGCUCUUGGACAUGAUCACCGAUCUCCAGUCCGAGCGCAUGGACUCCCAGCGCGCCGAGCUGCGCCCGAUCAAAAAGAAGCUGUCCAAGGAAAUGAAGGGGACCUCGCUACCCGGCCUCCGCACCGCCCGCGUCGCCGGCGCCAAGCCGGAGGACGAUUUCCUCGACAUGAUUGCUCGUGUACAGGGCACCCGGCUCGACGAUCAACGGACCGAGAUGCCUCGUCCCAAGGCCGACCCUCGUCCCAAGACCGUGCCCGAUGACGAUUUCUUCGCUCUGAUCAUGAGGGCCCAGUCUGGACGUAUGGAGGACCAACGAGCUGCCAUUCCGAAGCCGGCCGAGAACCGACAGAGCAAGCCGGCCCCCAAGCCGCGUAAAUAGCUAUUGCACCACGAAGUGCUCAUCUAAAGAGCACAAAGUUGAUUCGAUCGGACGCCGCCGCAGAAACACUGAGAACCAUCCAUCAUAAUCAGGACAACAUCGAGCGGCGCAACCACGAUUCGAACAACUAGAGUUGGCAUUGACCAACCAACCAACCAAGCAAAUAAAUCGUCUUCUCGCAUUAAAACUGUAUUAUCUCAAAACUUACUAAUAUUACAGGAGAGUGUUUUAAAGGUUUAAAAUGUUAUAUUUAUAAUAUUAAUCAUAUUUGCAACAUUUAUUUUUUUAUUUUUUACCAGUUAAAUUUAACUAUCUCUUAAAGUAAGAUAAAAUUAUGUAUUAAUUUUGUUAAUAGUAGUCAAAAUAUAGGCAAAGUAAAAAAAAAACUAAAACUAAACUACGCUAUUUGUGAGAAAAAUACUGGUGAUACUAUAGGUUUUCGCAUAUUAACCAAUAUUUUUGGAAAAUGUACACUUUUAAUGCGAAAAGGCGAAAUGUCAUAAAAGACGCCACGUACGACUUCAUUCUGUCUGUUUAUCGAACGUUCGAUCGUUUGUUACAAAUCAGGGUAAAGCUUCUCACGUUAACAAAAAGAGGAUUUCAUGGUUGUGAAUGAGAUUAUUAUUGAGACAUUGUGUCUAAAUGAGUCAAGGACGUUAGUGUCAGAUGUAACAAACGAACGGUCACGAUGAACUUGUUUCAAAACAUAUAAUUGUAUUUUAGCGCCGUUGCGCAUCAUGAAUGUUGUGUACGUAGUUAGAAUUAGUGUUUCAAGUGAUUGUUUGGAAAAGUUAUAAAUUUUUUCGAGGCCUUCGCAUUCAAAAAUCCCUUCCAAAUAUAUAUUGAUAUAAAUAAAUACAAAUAUUGAUGUUAGAAAGAUAUCGCUUAAUGUUUUACAUUGAGAAGACGGUGGUUUAUUAAAUUAACCAUCUAAAAUAUUUGGAGAACUUUCUGAGAUUAAACACAUAACCCAAGUUAGCAUAAACCGUAAUAAGUUCUUCAACAUUAUCUGCCUAUGACUUUCAUUAAAACUUCACAAGCAGGCGCUUUCUCCUAUAUUCUCGGUGUAAAACAUAUUUACUAUCAAAUAUAAAUAAAUAAAAUAUACAUAUAUAUAAGUUCUUACAUAUUAAUGUGUCAAAACAUAUUUAUUAAAAAUAUGUAACGUAUGGUCAUACUUGAUGUGAUCCCGUAGUAUGAACUCAAGUGUACGAGUAUGUACGAGUGGUAUAAUGCUACUACAUACUGCUGGUAUAACAAUGUGUUCUCGUACUGUGUUUUAUUCUUGGACGCGUCCGAAUAUCUCGGUGCUUUAACCAAUUUAACUCAUUAUUAAAAUAUUAUAGACUAAUAAAUGUGUCAAACAAACAUAUAUGUAGCUAUAUAUUAUAUAUAUUUUGACGUAAGGGUUUUCAGAGUUAUUGAUGUGAGCUUAGAUAAAAUGACAGCAUAAACUAUAGACAGUAGGGGCUGAUUUGCAGAGAGAUAACAUUUUAAACGUGAAAUCUGAUUAUGUUGUGCAAAAUAAUAUUGUAGGGACGAUAUCGGAUGAUAAUUAGAAAGAUAGUGGCCUCGUUAUAACAUAUUCUCCCGUUAUUAUCACUACUUAUCAAGGAACUGCCCUCAGUAAGUCAGCCAUCAUGCCAACACUGCUGAAAAUUAAUUAUUGACGUAGUUAGUAAAGAAAUCUUGUUGUUAAAUGUAAAUGUUAGUCGUAAAUCAAAUUUACUAAGUUGUACGGCACAAAGCCUAGUAUAUAUUAUUAUUAUUAUUACCGCUUUACGUUUUGACGGGGGCGCAUCAUAAUUAGCCCGAGAGCCCGUGGGAUCUACCUGUAUGUAUUUGACCAGACCUGAAUUUUCGUACAUUGAGACCCCUAUACCUACCAUGCAUGAGGUGGGGACUCACUAAGCUCAAAGUGGUCGACGCGCCGAGCGCUCAGGUAGGACAGGUACCGAUUUUGACGGAUUUUAAAUCCAUUUGACCACGUCUGCCGUUUUGAAAUUUUGAAAAUAUAUGAUUAUUAUUAUCGGAAAAUAAGAAUGGCAGACCAUUAUCGCGCAUUUUACUUUGUGGCAGACCACUUUGAAAAUGCUAAAUUGCAUUGAAAAAGCAAAAUUUUGAAAGUAAUUGACUAGAUCUGCCAUUGAUUUAAUAAUAUGUUGUUUAUUAUAGUCUUAAAAACUUAUAUUGAUCACGGCAGACCUCUACAUUGCGUACAUACAUCAACAUAUAAUAAAAUCUUAGCUACUACCCGGCCAGAUGUAUAUUAUGUUUUCCGUUCACUGUUUUAGAGGAAUAUAAUUUACUUGCGAUUUACUUUAGCAAUGUAUUUACCGAAAUUAAUAUUUUUUUAUAUUCUUUAUACUAAACUUCAUUAGUUAGACAAUAAAGAAGUGAAUUUUUUAUGGAAUAAUUAUAAAUAAUACGGUAUAAUGCUGAUCAAAAAAGAAUUCAAUUCCUCAUUUUUAUUUCGUCAAGACAAAAUUUAAAAGUGUUAAAUCAGUUAAAAAAAUAUAUCAUGCAUGCAUUACAUAUUAUAUAUAUAUAUAUAUAUAUAUAUAUAUAUAUAUAUAUAUAUAUAUAUAUAUAUAUAUAUAUAUAUAUAUAUAUCAAUAUUCAUUCAUCAUCAUCAUCAUCGGAGUCAUCUUUAUCGUUAGGCGACUCGUCUUCAUCAACCAUUGAAUCGAAUACUGCAAAAAUAAAACAUAAAUUGUAAAAUGAACGUAAAUUCAUCUGAACAUGUUCGAGAAAGAAUUGUUAUCAACUUACCAGGAACAUUGGUGAUUAAGUCACUCACAAAAUAUGGAAGUUGGUCACCUUCGAACCCUUUGAAGGCAUAUAUGUUGUCCUGCUCAAUCCAACCAUACUCCAAUGGGUCUAAAGUUGUGAGUUGCUUUUUGUAAGCAUUUCUCCAAAUAGAAGAAAUAUAGUGGGCCCUCAAAAGUUGUUGAUAAAGCUCACUCUUAUGCGGUGGUAUUGAGCUUGCCUCAAAUUUUUGAUUUUUUUUUCUAUAAUUUUCAUUGAUGUCUGAAUAUUUAUAGUUGCUAACGAAUAGCUGGAACCUUCCAUCAUCUACAUCACUAGAUUUUUUGGCAUUGUAUAGCUGGCAAGUUAAAUUUUGAAUGAUAAAAAUGAGGAAUUGAAUUCUUUUUUGAUCAGCAUUAUACCGUAUUAUUUAUAAUUAUUCCAUAAAAAAUUCACUUCUUUAUUGUCUAACUAAUGAAGUUUAGUAUAUAGAAUAUAAAAAAAUAUUAAUUUCGGUAAAUACAUUGCUAAAGUAAAUCGCAAGUAAAUUAUAUUCCUCUAAAACAGUGAACGGAAAACAUAAUAUACAUCUGGCCGGGUAGUAGCUAAGAUUUUAUUAUAUGUUGAUGUAUGUACGCAAUGUAGAGGUCUGCCGUGAUCAAUAUAAGUUUUUAAGACUAUAAUAAACAACAUAUUAUUAAAUCAAUGGCAGAUCUAGUCAAUUACUUUCAAAAUUUUGCAUUUUCAAUGCAAUUUAGCAUUUUCAAAGUGGUCUGCCACAAAGUAAAAUGCGCGAUAAUGGUCUGCCAUUCUUAUUUUCCGAUAAUAAUAAUCAUAUAUUUUCAAAAUUUCAAAACGGCAGACGUGGUCAAAUGGAUUUAAAAUCCGUCAAAAUCGGUACCUGUCCUACCUGAGCGCUCGGCGCGUCGACCACUUUGAGCUUAGUGAGUCCCCACCUCAUGCAUGGUAGGUAUAGGGGUCUCAAUGUACGAAAAUUCAGGUCUGGUCAAAUACAUACAGGUAGAUCCCACGGGCUCUCGGGCUAAAUGUUAUUAUUGGAAAUAUUGAGAAUAUUUAAAACCUGAAAUUCAGACAACUAUUGUUAGAAUCAAUCUAUAGGUAAAAUAGCGAUACAUGGUUUCGUUAUUUAUUAAUUUCGAUUAUGCAUCUUUUCUGACCUUUAAAUUUGAUUUUCUAGUUCUGUUUGUUCUUACUGAAUAUUGACUCAACCUCACAUUUAGAUAAUUAAGUUAUUUGACCAUUGUUUUGUAACAAGGCCUGUGAUUUUGGACUAUCAGAAACUGAUUAUUUUACCUAUAAAGUUGUAAAUAGCUUUACAACCCUUUUUUGUGUUUUAUAAAUAUCGAUUAUUUUUACUUUUCUAUCGAUUUCAUCACAAUAAUAUUUUUAUAUAUUUUGGACAGUUUACAUAUUUUAUUGGUACUACUUUUAAGACGAUGUAUUUUUUGAUAAUAUUAUUGUUGUUUUAAGCAAGCCUGUUCUAUUUUACAUAUUACAAGCGAUAAAUGAUUACAUCUCUAUGUGGUUGUAAAUCUUCAGAAUGUCCACCGAUAUUGAUGUCAUAAAUAAAAUGGUAUUUGUUUUUCUUAUAAUGUAAUCAUUGUGUCAUUUUAAUAGAUAGCUAUGCACGUAAUAAGAAUACUGAGGUAAUUGCAACUUAAAAUCUAUAUAGAACAUAAAUGUGUAAUCUAAAACAUUCCUUUUCGUGGUGAAUUGUAUUAGUUAAUAUAAUAUAAUAUAAAGUAAUUAUAUAUCGAUGCAAAUGAACGCGAUGAUGAUGCUUUGAUGAGAGUAAUAAAGUACACGGUUAUCGGAUGCGACUAAUGAUUCCUGCUACUCGCGAUGAUGCUAAUGCUGUGCACUUGUCGGUUUUCACAACUGCUCUGUGCUUAGUGCGAAUUUUUUAACGUUCUCGAUAGCGUAGAAGUUAACUCUAAAUUUGUAUUGAAUUGGAACGCUUGCCUACGUUUGCCGCUAGGGGCGCUGUUCUAUUCGCACUAAGCACACUGAUCUCAUGCGUUACGAUGUGUGUCGAUAUAUAAAGCAUCUAAUGUUAUGUAUAUUCCAUUCCAUGUGCAUUUCAGAUAUCAUAGCCAAUGAUGUAUGUGUCUAAAAGUUGUCAAAAGAUCUCCAGUAAAUAAAUGUGAAAAAUAUA